Messenger RNA from Trichogramma pretiosum, 3433 nucleotides. RefSeq lists its product as uncharacterized. Gene Ontology annotation, molecular function: serine-type endopeptidase inhibitor activity. The record is from RefSeq and is a predicted model, not a curated record. The coding region runs from base 118 to 3099 and encodes 993 amino acids. The transcript is spliced from 9 exons. Lineage: Eukaryota; Metazoa; Arthropoda; Insecta; Hymenoptera; Trichogrammatidae.
ACAAGGCGGCACUGCGGCAUUCAUUAGUGCGCGUUGGUCCAACGAUCAGCCCACAUUACUUCUGCGAUCUGCUGAUUCCUUCGAGUGUCGUGCCGUUUUCUUAUACAAAUAUAAGCCAUGAGGCCUGAGACAGGAUGGCUCUUCAUGGCGUCCCUUCUGAGCGGCUGGAACGGCUCCGCCUUGUCGCAGAACGCCACCACGACGAUGACGAGCUCGGUUAAGCCGAUCAACGCUACCGAUUUACCGAUCGCCAUCGAUACAAGGACUACGCUCAAUGGCGGCCUCAAGUACGACGUGUUCGAUUGGAAUACUCUCAAAAGCAUGAUGAAACACGGCGGCGACUUGGAGAACAUAGUGGUGUCGCCGAUCGCCCUCAAGCUCGCCCUGGCUCUGCUCUACGAGGGCGCCCAGGGCGUGACCAAGCAGGAGCUCGGCAAAGUGCUGAACCUGCCCGAGGCCAGCACGGCCGCCUCCGCCGAGAUCCGCAACAAGUUCGUCGAGAUGCUGAACUCGCUGAAGGACGAGCGAGCCGAUCAGGCGGCCGAGGUCAGGCUGGGAUCGCGUCUGUUCGUCGACGACUGCUACACGAUCCUCAAGCGCUACACGAGCAUCGCCAAGGGCGUCUACGACACGGACGUCGACAGGGUCAACUUCACCGACUCGAAGGCGGCCGCCGCCAGGAUCAACGACUACAUCAAGGAGUUGACCAACGGCCACGUCGAGCGCAUCAUCGUAGACGAAGCGAGCCUGAAAGACAGCGCCAUGGUGAUCGCCAACGCCGUGUACUUCAGGGCGGCUUGGCUGGACCGGCCCUUCGACCCCAAGGAAACGCGCCUCGGCCAGUUCUUCCUGAACAACGACAAAUUCGUCACGGUGCAGUUCAUGCGCUCCAGCGGACAAUUCUUCUUCGCCUACGUGCCGGAAUUGGACGCUCGAGUCCUCAAGAUUCCUUACGCCGGUGGAAAAUACUCGAUGAACCUGAUGCUGCCCGAGCAGCGUAACAAGCUCGGCGAGAUGAUGGCCAAGGUGACCCCGGGCACGCUCAAGCACAGCUCGAUGAGGUUCGAGAAGCAGUCGGUGGACGUCGUGCUGCCCCGCUUCCGUUUCCGGGCGAGCAACGACCUGCAGCCGGUCCUCAAGGAUCUCGGCCUCAAGAGCGUCUUCGGCGCCGACGCGGACCUACCGAUCGUCCUCGAGACCAAGCCCCAGGCCAGCGGCGGCAAGUCGCUGCACGUGUCCAACAUCCUGCAGAAGGUCGGCAUCGAGGUCAGCGAGGCCGGCACCGAGGCCUACGCCGCCACGGAGAUUCAGCUGGACAACAAGAUGCAGGGCGAGCUGUUCAUCGCCAAUCAUCCGUUCGCCUUCUACCUGGAGGACGAGGCCAGCGGCGCUCUCUUGUUCGCCGGCGUCGUCAACGAUCCGCUCAAGCUCGAAAAUCGAAUCGGAGCGGAAGAGGUAGUAGCACCAGCGACGCCCGAAGUCGUUCCUGCAUCGGCACCCCUGCCACCGCAGCAAGUGGUUCCCGCAUCGGCACCACCGCCACCCAGUCCAGUUUACCCUCAGUCGGCCUCGGCCGAUGAAGCGUCGUUCGCGUCGGCGCCUCUACCACCGGCGGCGAGCUUUCCAGCAUCGGCACCUCUACCACCUCCACCUCCGAGUUUUUCCGGGUCGCUUCCUCCUCCUCCGGCGUUCGUGCCGGUGCCCCAGCAAGACGUGCCCGCGGCCAUCGCCCAGAUAUUUCCACCGCCGGGCGCGCCCGUACCCCAGCUACCGGCCCAGCAGGUAGACCUGCUGGCCAACAACGACGUGCAGUUGCAGCUACCCAACAACGGACCAGGCCACAACUCCGUCAUGGGAAUCGGCAGCGACUCGAGGCAAAACUUUUUCAACAUCGAGCUGCUUCAGGCGGUGAACGAUGAAAGCAGCCACCCCAACGUCGUUCUGGGAACGUCGAGCGUCAAGGCCUGCCUCAUGCUGCUGAUCGAGGCGGCGCAGGGUCGCAGCCGGCAGCAGCUCCUCACCGCUCUGCGACUGCCCGGCAAACUGUCGGACAUCCGCGCGGCCGCCGAUCUCAACCUGGCCAAUUUCAAGGACCCGACGGCCAGCACCGAGCUCUUGACGGUGGCCAAGCUCUGGACCUCCCAAGACCAGCAGAUCAAUCGCAACUACAGCGCCACGCUGCAGCGCUACUACCACGGCGAGGUGCAGUCGCUGGACUUCCGCCAGUCCCAGCUCGCGGCCCAGUCCAUCAACGCCUGGGUCAAUCAGCUGACCAAGGGCUUGAUUCGCGAGCUGUACGAGCCGUCGGGCAGCGACCUGUCCCCGGACACCCGCAUGAUCCUCACCACCGCAGUCUACUUCCGGGGCAAGUGGCUCAAAGCCUUCGACAAGUCGUCGACCCGGGCCGAGUGCUUCCAGGCGCCCAACCGGGGCUGCGUCAAGACGCCCAUGAUGGAGAGCUACGAGUGGUACAAGUACGCGGUGGUGCCGGCCCUCGACGCCCAGGCCCUCCUGCUGCCCUACGUCUCGGGUCGCAUGGCCAUGCUGGUGCUGCUGCCCAAGACCUCGGAUCCGGCGGCCCUCCAGGGUCUGUCACGGGACUUGGCCUUCACCCCGCUGACCUCGAUUCUGGCCUCGAUGCGCGACACCGAGAUGAGGGUGCAGCUGCCCAGAUUCACCAUCGACACCGAGAUCGACCUGACCAAUGACUUGCAAAAGCUUGGAAUCCACGACAUAUUCAACAACAUGGCCGACCUGAGCGGAGCCUUCGCCGCCCCGAUCCCUGCGAGCACCACCGUCCCCACCACGGUCACCAAAUCGGCGCAGCAGCCGCAACUGACCCAGCACAUCGACCGAGUCCUGCACAAGGCCCACAUCGAGGUGAGCGAGGAGGGCACCAUCGCCGCCGCGGUCACGGGCACGUCCAUCGUGCCGCUGAUGGGCCCCAGUCAUACCGAUUUCGUGGCCAAUCGGCCCUUCCUCUACUUCCUGCUGGACAUGCAGAGCAACGGCAUACUGUUCGCCGGCCGCCUCAACGAGCCCACCGAGCUCGUCGUGGACAAGGUGCCGCCGUCAUCGUCGCCGGCUACCAAAGUUUAAUCGACGAUUACACCGCACGAUGAUUAUCCUUCAAGACUGCUGAAUCGUCGCGUAACGCGUUUAUAUUCAUAAUAUUACGUAUAAACGCGUGCGAUCGAUGACUCUUACUCUUUUUUUUUUUAUUCACGCACCUUUGAACCUUUAUCCUCGUCCUCUCUCCUUCUCCUCCUCCUUCCCAUUUUAGGGUUGCACUCGAGCGAGCUGACACAUACGCUCUCGACUUUUUUUGUAUAUACAUUAUAUAUACCGUGCGACGCGCGCUGUGAUCUUUUAUGCUUUAUAUACGCACUACUGUCAACGAUGAGUUAAUAAAAAAAAAACAUUUUUUUCAUUA